Saccostrea echinata is the source of this 1494-nucleotide messenger RNA. RefSeq names its product glycoprotein-N-acetylgalactosamine 3-beta-galactosyltransferase 1-like. Gene Ontology annotation, cellular component: membrane. The transcript is spliced from 7 exons. Gene Ontology annotation, molecular function: N-acetylgalactosaminide beta-1,3-galactosyltransferase activity. The record is from RefSeq and is a predicted model, not a curated record. NCBI's taxonomy places the organism in Eukaryota, Metazoa, Mollusca, Bivalvia, Ostreida, Ostreidae. The coding region runs from base 149 to 1240 and encodes 363 amino acids.
UUUUGAUAAGCAGCAUAGACAUAAAACGAAGUAGAUGGGCCAUGGUGAACAAAAAGAAAUACAGCUUAAAGCCUUUAUAUUCAUCAAGUUCCCUGUUUUGAUGGAGAAAGAGAUGUCUAAUGCACAUACAUAGAUAUAAAACUUCAGAAUGAUGAUAAGGUGCAAAAACCCUCUCCAUGGCUUACCACAGUCAAAAAUAGGAGGGAUGUUAGCCACAUUCAUUUUCAUCUUCCUUUUCUACAAAAGUUUUCUAGUUGAGGAUAACACGGAACCCUUAAAAUACUUGGAAACUGUGAAGAGAUUUUUUCUGAAUGUAAAGCAGAGAGAUAAAAUUUAUCUUGACAGAGAAAAAUCCUAUCUUAAUGAGAAAGCCCAGAAGUUAAGAAUUCUCUGCUACACCAUGACGGUGCCAGCUAACAUGCAUACAAAGGCUAUAGCCGUGAACAACACAUGGGGAGCUCGAUGUACGAAACUAAUUUUUGUGACUCCAGAGCCUAGCUCUACCUUAUAUACCAUGCAGGUGGAUGUUAAGGAGGGAAGGAGCUACCUCACUGACAAAACCGUAAAGACACUUACAGCACUUUACAGAACUUAUAAAAAUGACUAUGAUUGGUUUUUCAAAUGUGACGAUGAUGUAUUUAUCAUCAUGGAAAAUUUACGCCUUCUUCUUGCAAAGCAUGAAUCUCAUGUACCAGUUUAUCUGGGGCACCAGUUUAGACUGUUGACAAAACAGGGAUAUUUGUCAGGAGGUGCCGGAUAUGCUAUUAAUAGAAAGGCCCUGGAGAUAAUCAACGAGGAAGGUUUUCAGGUGUCGGGGAAAUGUGAGGUAUCCGGAAAGGACGAGGACUUGGAUAUUGGGAGGUGUUUUGGGAACCUUGGUGUAAAAAUUUAUUCCACAAUUGAUACUCAAGGACGACAAGCAUUCCACCCAUUUGGCUUUCAGAGGGCUUUCUAUGGACACAAAGGAGGAGAGAUUUACUAUGUCUCAAGGCCGUAUAACACAGGCCCUGAUUGCUGCAGUGAGUUCACAGUGUCUUUCCACUAUGUCACUCCAGAGGAAAUGUACCUAAUGGAAUAUUUGUUAUAUCACACAAGAAUCUAUGGCCGGCAUUCAGUCACGAAAGACAAGGAAAUCUUCACAAACAAAGAGGCCGUUAUCCCUAACAAGGCUCCUAAUGAAGUGCUCCUGACUCCAAAAUUUAUAUGGCAUCAUCUUUAUAGAUAUUCAAGAUUUGAGUAGAUUUUUUUUCUACAUUUUUAACCUUUAAGGACAGAUGAUACAAACAAUAAUUUGGAUGCACGGUUUGGUGUAUAUUUUUGGACUAAUUCUGGUGGUAAAUAAUGCAUGUAUGAAAUAUCUAAAAUAUUAAGAAAUUGUAAACUUUCUAUGACACUCAAAUGUCUUCUUUUUUUUUUUAAUCAUCACUCUAUAACAAUUUUUCAUCUCUUUAAAGGAUAAUUCCUUUUAAAGGAUAUUAUUGAGAAACUUUGAAU